GAAAGAGCGAGCUUCGCGAAGGCUUCUACUUUACUUCUUCUUUGCUCUAUCUCUCUAUCUUCCUUACCUCCUUACUCGCCACUUAUACGGGGAUUACGCAUUACAAAGCUGAUCCACAAUGCCCAAGAACGCUCUUUUAGGCUCCAUCGGCUUCAUACUCCUCUGCGUCUCUCAGCUCUUUAUCUGGUUCAUCAUCCUCCCCGGCGUCACGCACGACACGCCCUUCCGCCACACAUACUAUCUUCGCGCCGACACCAGCGGCAUCACAGGCGCCCGCGACGUUUCCCAGUGGACCUACUUCUUCAUCUGCGGCCUGAACAACAACGACUGUGGUCCUUCUCAUCCAGCCAUUCCUUUCGGCUUUGCCUGGGCCAGCAAUGCGCAGAACGUGCCGCCGGGGCUCGGUGGUAGCCAUGGCAGCCACACGACGUCGUUCCAUUACUUCUACAUGUGGCGCUUUGGUUGGGUGUUUUUGCUCAUGACGCUCUUCUUCGAAGUCGUGGCUUUCUUCACUUCGAUCCUGGCCUGCUGCGGCCGUCUCGGCGCAGCGCUAGCCUUUGUCGUCUCUAGCAUUGCUCUCUUCUUCUAUACGCUCGCCGUAUCUAUCAUAACCGCUACAUUCUGCGAAGCCCGCAACCGCUUCCACGACGUUGGCCGCUCUGCCAAGAUUGGACCCUGGGCCUUUGGUUUCCUCUGGGGUUCCUACACGGCCCUUCUCAUCGCUGUCAUUCUCUUCGCGCUGGGCAUACGCUCAAAUCCCACUUUCGACUUUCGUCGCCGGCAAAGCUCUCGCGAACCGACUGGAAGUCGGGGCCGCUCCUACGACGGUCGCCGAGUCAAAGAAGAGUAUUCGUAA
Messenger RNA from Trichoderma asperellum CBS 433.97, 856 nucleotides. RefSeq lists its product as uncharacterized. Gene Ontology annotation, biological process: cortical actin cytoskeleton organization; septin cytoskeleton organization; endocytosis. The record is from RefSeq and is a predicted model, not a curated record. Gene Ontology annotation, cellular component: membrane raft; cell cortex; plasma membrane. NCBI's taxonomy places the organism in Eukaryota, Fungi, Ascomycota, Sordariomycetes, Hypocreales, Hypocreaceae.